AUGAACACCUCGGACAUCAUUCCAGACGACUCCCUUCAGGCCUCCGUCGACAACACCUCAGCCUCCGUCGCCUUGUCUUGGGGUCCUCCGAAGGCUUCCAACGGCGAGGUCCUCUCCUACCUGUACUACUGCGCGCUCCACCAGAGUCCCAAAUCCAGCCACUGCGUGACCCGGACCCAGUAUGAAGAGGCAGGGCGGCAGGUCUUCUUGCGUGACCUCGUUCCCGGAGAGUACUCGUGCUGGGUCAGGGCCAGGUCGGAGGUCGGCGAUGGACCUGAGUCGGCACCGAUAACCUUCCACAUACCGGACACAAGAACUCCUGAAGACAAGAGCACCGUGUGGUGGACGGUGGGCGUGGCUAUUGUAGUCAUCUCUGCUCUGAUUGGCUUGUCAUUGCGACGUCAUAGAUCACGUCAUAAAAUCCCUGACACAAUAGAAGAGGUGGAAAACAAUCCAUUCUAUCGAGAUUCAUCUCUAGGAGAUGUCUUAGAUAACUCCUCAUAA
Penaeus vannamei (Pacific white shrimp) is the source of this 504-nucleotide messenger RNA. Lineage: Eukaryota; Metazoa; Arthropoda; Malacostraca; Decapoda; Penaeidae. The record is from RefSeq and is a predicted model, not a curated record.